Messenger RNA from Prorocentrum cordatum, 2169 nucleotides. The record is from the annotation of a GenBank genome assembly. NCBI's taxonomy places the organism in Eukaryota, Dinophyceae, Prorocentrales, Prorocentraceae.
AUGCACAAGUACAGGCUCAUCUCCAAGAAGGGCGAGGGCACAUUCUCGGAGGCCCAGUCGAUUAAGUCGGGCAAGCAUGUCGCGAUCAAGUGCAUGAAGAACCACUUCGACAGCAUCGACCAGGUCAACAACCUCCGGGAGAUCCAGGCGCUGCGCCGUCUGGCUGGCCACCCGAACAUCAUCAAGCUGAGCGAGGUCCUCUACGACGAGCCCACUGGCCGGCUGGCGCUGGUCUUCGAGCUCAUGGACAUGAACCUCUACGAGGCGAUCAAGGGAAGGCGGCACUACUUGCCAGAGAACAAGGUGAAGCUGUACACAUACGAGAUGUUGAAGGCGCUCGACCACAUGCACCGCAACGGCAUUUUCCACCGCGACGUGAAGCCGGAGAACCUGCUGCUCCUGGACGCCCUGCGCCCAGCGGAGCGGCGGCCGCCGGCAGGGGCUUUGGCACAACGGCCCUGCAAGCUCAGCGAGGGCGACAAGGGCGGGCUGAGCAUCCCCCUGCGAGAGCGUCCCCCCCCCGACCGCAAGAUGGACCUGUUCGCGGCGGGCUGCGUCUGCUUCGAGGUUGUCGCUCUGUUCCCGCUCUUCCCAGGGCAGAACGAGAACGACCAGAUCCAGAAGAUCCACAAUGUGCUCGGCACGCCAGGGAGAGAGCUCGCGCAGAAGUUCAAGAGGAAUGCGUCGCACAUGGACUUCAACUUCCCAGAGAAGAAGGGCACUGGCCUGGAGAGAUUAAUUCCCCACGCCGACCUGGAGCUUACCGAGCUGAUGAAGAAACUCAUCAAGUACGACCCAGAUGAGCGCAUCUUGGCCCGGCAGGCGCUCAAGGACUCGUUUUUCCGCGAGCUCCGGGAUGCCGAGAAGGAAGUCGCUGUGGCGGCCGCCCCACUGGAGCGCGAGGCGUCCAGGAGCGGGGGCCAGGGUGGCCGCGAGCCGCGAGCCAGGGAGGCCAAGGCCGCCGUGAGCCGCGCGGGCAGCAGCGCGAGCGACCACGGCGAGGGCGCCCCCGAGCAGACGCACGAGCGCAGCGACGGCGCCGACGCAGGUCUCGAGGAGCGCCACCUGCCAUCCAUCAAGCCAGAGAGACGGAAGGCUGGCGGGGGCGGCGGCGAGUCGGACGACCACGAGGACGGCAACAUGGUGCUGCCGCCCAUAGGCGGCAUAAAGGGCAAGCGCGACAGCAAGAUGAAGACGGGGACCCAGACCUUCAAGACUGCGGCGAACGCCUCGUUGAAGAACACGUCGAUGUCCGUGCAUGGCUCCAUGACAGUUCAUGGCGCUAUGAACGCUCACGGCAGCGGACAUGGAAGCAUUGGGCAGGGGUCGCAGAUGGUCGGGGUGCUCAGCAACUCCAAGGGCUUCGGCGCCAACCCAGGCGGCGUGACGCAGACCAGCUUCUCGGGGCAGAACGACCAGAUGUCGUCCACGAACCCUCACAGCUGGGGGGCCGCCAAGGUCGUUGCGGCGAUGGUGGCGGCCGCACGUACCUCCUUCGACGGCUCCCCCGAUGCCGUCCGCGAGGAGGGCAAGGCCAGGCUGGCCAUGGUGGAGCCAGCCCUCAUUGAGCUGCUCAAGGCAAGCCCUUUCGGAGACCCAGCCCUCAAUGGUGACAUGAAGGCCAUGCGCAAUACGGGCCUGCACGUGGACAUGGACUGCAGCGCGGACUGCCUCCCGCAGAAUGGCAAGGAGGCCAAGCGGAGGCAGCGCAGCGGCCGCAAGUCCAAGGAGAAGGCCACCCUGAGGCUGACGGAGGAGAACUGCGAGUGCGAGGAGGGGCACUCCAGCGAGUCGUGUAAUACCUCCGUGGCCAACCCGCAGGGCAUCCUGCAGUUGGGCGCCGAGGGCGCAGAGCAGAAGCAGGUCGAGGGCAAGGCAGUCGAGGACGCCUGCCUGGAACUCGAGGGCAUCGGCGUCUCCGCGAAGACCCUGUUGCGGGAGGUGCCCGAGGAGGCCGACGCGCAGGACAUCUCUUCGGCAUCGCAGCAGCCGGUGGCGGCCCGCGGCCAGCUCAACGAGUUGGUGCUCCAGGGCGCUCGGCAGCCCGAGCACGUGCUCCUCGAGGCGGUCCUCCUGGAGCGGCUGCGGCAGCAGUCUGCGGCGGUGGGGGGCCGCUAUUCCUCUAGCAUCGGCGGUUUCGGAAUCUCGUCGGUGCGCGAGUUCGUGUAG